Rana temporaria (common frog) is the source of this 9782-nucleotide messenger RNA. It is a transcript of the gene BLTP2, whose product is annotated as KIAA0100 ortholog. The transcript has 39 exons. Lineage: Eukaryota; Metazoa; Chordata; Amphibia; Anura; Ranidae. The record is from RefSeq and is a predicted model, not a curated record. The coding region runs from base 100 to 6834 and encodes 2244 amino acids.
CCCCGGAGGAGGAGGGAUCUCUAUGCUCUUCCAGAGCUCUGUGAAUAGGGCAGGCACCGAUCGGCCGGUGUCUGUAGCCCGGCUCCUCGGGUAGGCACUAUGCCUAUGGUCUACGCUCUGCUCCUGGCAGUGCUUCUGGUUCUGGUGAUCGUCGUGCUCCUAGGAAGAUGGCUGCUCUGUCGCCUGGCAACGAGCUGGUGUGAGAGAAAACUUGGGGCCGAGUUAAGAAUCGGGAGUCUGGGGUUCCUACGGCUCAAUAACGUCAGUCUGAAGUUUGGAAAGCAACAGCAGCAAAUCUUGGAAAUUGAUAGCAUCUGUGUGUCUACCAAACUACUGAAUCAUGAGUUACAUCGUUAUUUUGCCCUGUGUUUCGGAGAGGUGCGUAUUCGAACAGACCUUCAAGGAUUAUCGCUGCCUCACCAAAGGACACCCAGGGCUCCUUCAGAAGCGGCCCCAGGUAGAAGUGGGGACAACACAUCAAUUAGUCCAUCAGUCUUAAAAGUUAUAUCGCAACUGCUGUCUAUACAUCUGGACUCUGUGAAUAUUAUGGUUCUUAACGUAGCCGAGUCUGAAUCUUUGUGGCAUGUCACUUUUUCGAAGAUAAAUGUAAUCCUGGACAGCGAUGGGAAAAAGAUAGACUGCACACUGAGCCUUAACCAACUAACCAGCAAAUUACUAAAAAGCAGUAAGCAGGAUGAAGCCUGUCUUGCAGAACUGUCCCUGGCUUUGUCUCUGGAGUGCAGCGUGAAGGAAAAAAGCCUGCGCGCAGCCAGCCUGAGGGUGCGGGCCCUACAUGCCGAAGUGCAUGAAAGUCUCUUCAACAGUGACCUGCUGCAGAAGAAGCUGGUUUCAGCAGUGCAGAGCAACACUGAUGAGAGCAGUAACAUUGAGGAACAGGCAAACCUAGGAGAUGCUGAACCUCCGAAGUGGUUGCAGCUUGUUGAGCGGCUUCCUUGUAAACUGGAUGUGGGGUUUGAGAACAGCACUGUGGUCCUGUCUAUGAACAGCCAACAGAGGCACCUAAACUGGACGUUAAAGCUCCUACGGUAUUCUUAUUUACGUGAGGAGGAUCAGCUACCCAUGCGCAAGUUCAUUGGCACUUCUGAACUUGCUCAGAUGACCUCUGAACUGUUAGUGGAAGAUGGUCUGCUGUUGUCUCAGAGCCGACAGAGAAUUGUCUGUUUGAACCACUUAAAAGCCAGUGUACAGGUAACAUCCAUUGAUAUCCAAAGCAAUGUAACACUCAAUACUUGCAUUAUCCAUUACCGUCACCAGGAGUUUUUUCAUUGGUUCAGCUUGCUGGCGCUGGAUCGUCAGCUACAGAAGGAUGCAAAAGCCUCAACCAAAUAUAAUCGACCUCUUCCUGUGAUAUUAGCACCAAUAAUUUUCAAUUCGAACAUCUCUAACAUCAACAUGUCUAUCCAGCUUGAGGAAGCUCAGCCUUUUGCUGUGGGAUUUUCAUCGGUGUCACUGGAGUUCAAGCACCUACGCACACAGAAUCUUCACCAGAGGGUUCUUCUGUCUGUCAGUAACCUGUGUUGGAGGGUGGGAAAAGACUCUCACAUCCAACAGGCCCUUCACCCUCCAAAUACUCACAUUUGGGGCGAGGCUUGUGUUCUCGACUCCUUUAGCUUACAGGGCAGCUACAACCAAUCGGUGGGUGUUGGCAUCAUGCAGGCAGACUCCCUCUUCAUAGAAUCCACUGUGCAAGGCCUGCAGAUAGAAUUUUCAGACACAUGUGCAGAAUGUCUCUCUCGUCUUCUGAGCCUCAUGCCAGUAGUAUCUAAGCAUCCUGUGCCAACUUCACCAGACCUAUUGUCUCCUACUUCUCCACACGGGGAAGCGGCCAGCAAGCUAGCUGUUCUCUGGAAAGUAGAUAUGCGUGUCGAAGAAGUCAAUUUGUUUACAUUGUCCAACCUAGUGGGUGCCUCUCAGGUGAGAAUAGACCUGCUUACUCUGGCGGGAAGUGCGGAAAGCUGCAGUCUGAGCCUGCAAGGUGUGGCCUUAUCCCUGCUGAAAUCCAUCACUGAGAAGAUGGAACCAUGCUGCAAAUCCCUGGACAUUAGUGAACCACUGCUCUACUUCUCCGUCAUGUCCAUGUCUUACUACACUACUAUCCAAGCAAUAGAGGUGAAAUGUGGUGAGGAGCUGCGUCUGCACUGGAGUCCCUGGGAUCACAUGUACUUGUAUCAGCACACACUGUCUACCCUGCAGUGCAAGAAUCUACUGUUGACAACUUUAGCCAAAGGAACCCAACCCCUGGAGCCAGCAAGAACUGAUUCUGGAGCUUGUUCACCUACACAAGCUCAGACUCCAGUUGCAGGGAGCCCAGGAAUCCAUCGAAAGGGAUUUCAGAUUACUGUGGAUUUAAAAUCUGUGAAACUGAGAGCUACUGUUUCUAAGGACAACUAUUUUCUGUUCUUGGCUCAGAACAUCUGGCUUAGUAAACAUGGAGGCUCUCUUCAGCUGCGCUCCCCUGAGGUCAUAGUCAAUGCAGAUGGGCACAACAUAUUCCUUUUCAAAGACAUGGAUGCACAAAGACUACCUGAACUGGAAGACAUGCUGCUGCAUCGCAGUCAUUUCAACACGCUUCUCACAGAAAGGAAUCGAGCCUGGGUUUUGGAUAUUCACAACGUUUCCAUUGAAUUUCCACAUCGCUAUGACUUCUCGUGCAUACUUGAUGAGGCCAUAGGGGUGCAAAAGUGGCUUAAAGGUCUCCAUCGCUCACCUCGGACUGGGCCUGAACCUCUACCACCCGAUCUGGUGUUCAGAGUUAAACAGUUUUCUUUUUCAUUCCUGGAUGAUGUAUUUGAGGUUAAACUGAGGGACAAUUAUGAGUUGAUGAAGGAUGAAAGUAAAGAAAGUGCAAAAAGGUUACGGCUACUUGAUGACAAGGUGACUGCUCUCCGAAAACAACAUGGGGAAUUGCUACCAGCUAGGAAAAUUGAGGAACUUUAUUCAUCGCUGGAGAAGAAAAACAUUGAGAUUUACAUCCAGCGCUCCCAUCGCCUUUACAGUAACACCCCCAUGAGGAAGUCUUUGCUGACCUGGACCAUGUCUGAUUUAGGAAUAGUAGCCUUGGCUGAUGAAACUCUUCAUGGACCAGACAAGGUGCUAGAGAAUAUGAAAGACAUUGAUAGUAUGAGCCCUUUUCCCUCCGAGGGCUUGUCUUUAGUAAUUCAGUGGUGUCGUAUGAUGAAGUGCUCUCUAAAAACAUUUUCUGUGCGAAUUCGGGACUAUCCCCGAUAUCUCUUUGAAAUCCGAGAUUGGCAUCUUUCGGGCAGACUACUUGGGGCUGAACAAAAUGGACAAGCCAGUGCGCGGAGGAAACAAGUUGUUCAAUUGGGAGCUCCCUGGGGGGAUUCAGUUGUCGAGAGGAACAUGCCACCCCUCAAAUUCUUCUAUGACUUUCACUCUGACAUACAGUUAUACACAAUUGUGUGGGGACCAUGCUGGGACCCGGCCUGGACCUUGGUGGGCCAGUAUGUGGACCUUCUGACCAAAGCUUCUGUGGAUCCCAGCAUCCCAUUACCAUGGUGGGACAAGAGCAGGUUGCUUCUUCAUGGGCACUUCAGCAUGGACAUUGAACAGGCUAAUCUUCAUCAACUGGCCACUGAGGAUCCGUAUAACACAACAGAGAAUAUGCACUGGGAGUGGAAUCGACUCAAGUUUGCUUGGAAUCCAGGACAGUUUAUCUUCAAAGGAGAUCUGGAUGUCAAUGUACGAACGGCAUCUAAGUAUGAUGACUGCUGCUUCCUUCACCUGCCUGACCUGUUUAUGAUCUUUGACCUGCAGUGGUUGUGCCAUGGGAACCCCCAUGAUCAUCAUAAUGUAGCAUUUCGCUCCCCUGACUAUGUUGCAGAGUUCUCUUCCAUCCAGCCUCAUGACUCUUUCCGUGCCUUCCGCUCUGAGAACCUCAACCUUUCCAUUAAGAUGGACCUGUCUCCGUUACAUAAUGAAGUGUGCCAGCCUCGCAUUUUGUUAUACAGCAGCACCUUACGUUGGAUGCAGAAUUUUUGGGCAACAUGGAGCAGCGUGACCCGCCCCAUCUGCCGAGGAAAGCUGUUUAAUAACCUGAAACCGGGAAAGAAGAAGCUGGGACAGCACUACAAGCAACUCUCCUACACUGCCUUGUUUCCAAUGCUACAGGUCCACUACUGGGCCUCCUUUGCCCAGCAGAGAGGGAUCCAGGUGGAGUGUAGUCAAGGCGAAAUCUUCACUCGUGGAGUGCAGAGACUCAUCCCACAAGCUGGUACAGUGAUGCGUCGCCUCAUCUCAGAGUGGAGUGUACCUCAAAUGACCAGCAAACUCAACCUUGUCACUGUACAUCUCAUGGCUUCUACCUGUGAUGAGAAUGCAGAUCACCAGCUUGACAACCUGGUACAGAAAACCCAUUUGCUGAGCCUUUCAUCACUGAGCUAUGACAGACAGGAACUGUCUCCUACUGGUGAAGAGAAUGCCAUCUACACCCAUCGGCUGCACCUGGUUGACCUCAGGGCUUCUUGGACAACUCUUAACAGAGACAUAGCUUUUGGUCUUUAUGAUGGCUAUAAGAAAGCAGCAGUCCUGAAGCGCAAUCUCUCCACAGAGGCCUUGAAAGGACUCAAAAUUGAUGCCCAGUUGCAGGCUAAGAAGCUGAAACGCAGCUCCUCACGCAACUUUCCUUCUCCUAAGCAUGCCAUACCACCUGUAGUUACUGGAAGGAACGAGAGAUCUCUAUCGGGAGGAGCCGAUAUGCUCCAGAAGUUGAUUGAGGAGACGGAUAAGUUUGUCGUUUUUACGGAAGAGGAGUCUGGUGUGAGUGAGCAGUUAUGUGGAAAAGCUGCCUGUCAGGACACAGACAUCUAUAAUCACAACUGGCUUAUUGAGCUGGUAAACUGUCAGAUGGUGCUUCGAGGAGCCGAGACAGAAGGCUGUGUGAUUGUGUCUGCAGCAAAGGCCCAACUUUUGCAGUGCCAACACCACCCAUCCUGGUAUGGAGACACCUUAAAGCAGAAAACAUCUUGGACAUGCCAGCUUGACAGCAUGCAGUACUUUGCUACUACCGAGAGCAGUCCAAACGAGGGAGAAGAUGGCCAGUGCUGGUUGGAGGUGAAAAACAUUGAGGAACACCGUCACAGGAAUCUGGACACUGUGCAAGAGCUGAUGGAGAGUGGUCAGGCUGUUGGAGGCAUGGUCAACACAACUACAGACUGCCAUCAGCCGAUAGAAGCCCACCAAAACCAGCAGGUCCAGAGAAUAAUCUCCCGUUGUAAUUGCCAUAUGUAUUACAUCAGCUACAGUCAUGAUAUUGACCCAGAGCUGGCUCUGCAGAUCAAACCACCUUCAACACCUUUAAACCCAGAGAAGGAAGACUUGCUCAAAGGACAAGAAGCUGCUGCAGAUACAUUUACCCUCAAACACCAACACCUGGAGAUCUCCACAAAUCCAGCACAGUAUGCCAUGAUCCUGGACAUAGUCAACAACUUGCUUCUACAUGUGGAGCCAAAGCGUAAGGAGCAUAGUGAGAAAAAGCAGAGAGUGCGUUUCCAGCUGGAGAUCUCCAGUAACCCCGAGGAGCAGCGCAGCAGUAUCUUGCACCUCCAGGAAGCUGUCCGGCAACAUGUGGUGCAAAUCCGCCUACUUGAGAAGCAGAUGUACUCCAUAAUGAAGCGGCUGCAUGAUGAGAGUAAGAAUGAUAUGCUGCAUGACCAGCACCAGAAGCUUCAGACUCAGCUUUGCCAAGAGAAGAUGGACUUGCAGCAGAAGAGUGAGGAGCUGAACAUCCUUAUUAGGUGUUUCAAAGACUUCCAGCUGCAAAGAGCAAACAAAAUGGAGUUACGUAAACAGCUAGAAGAUGUAAGCGUGGUUCGACGCACAGAAUUCUAUUUUGCACAGGCGCGAUGGCGCCUCACUGAGCAGGAUGGACAGCUCGGCAUUGCAGAGUUGGAGCUGCAGAGGUUCCUCUAUAGCAAGGUAAAUAAGUCUGAUGAUACAGCUGAGCAUCUCUUGGAGUUGGGUUGGUUCACCAUGAACAAUCUGCUACCAAAUGCAGUUUACAAGGUGUCUCUUCGACCACAGAGCCCUGCUCAGUCUGGCAGACAGCUUGCACUAAGGUUGUACAGCAAAGUUCGCCCACCUGUUGGUGGCAUCUCCGUCAAAGAGCACUUUGAGGUGAAUGUGGUGCCUCUCACCAUCCAGCUGACGCAUCAGUUUUUCCACCGAAUGAUGGGAUUUUUCUUCCCAGGACGCAAUGUAGAAGAAGAAGAGGUUGGGGACGAAGAAGACAAAUCAAAACUUGUUACAACUGGGAUGCCAGUAGUGAAACCAAGGCAACUUAUUGCAUCAGAAGACACUGUAUCACUUGGUCCAGGCAAAGGUGUUGGACAGGGAUUAAAUCGAACAACAGGCGUUAGACGAUCAUUUAGAAAAGCACCAGAGCAUCCUGUGGAUGAUCUGGACAAAAUGAAAGAGCGAGCUGCCAUGAACAAUUCAUUUAUUUACAUUAAAAUCCCACAGGUGCCUCUCUGUGUCAGCUAUAAGGGUGAGAAGAACAGUGUGGACUGGGGAGACCUUACUUUGGUGUUGCCUUGUCUGGAAUAUCACAACAACACUUGGACGUGGCUGGAUUUUGCCAUGGCAGUGAAGAGGGACAGUCGUAAGGCUUUGGUUGCACAGGUCAUUAAAGAGAAGCUACGACUGAAACCUGCUGCAGGUGCAGAAACCAAAGGCAAGACUGAAACAAAGACCGAUAUGAAUCAACAGGAGGAGGACGAGAAGGCAAGACUUAUCAUUGGACUCAGUAUGACUGAUAAAAAUACUGGAAAGAAGUCCAUAUUUGGCAGGAGGAAAUAAACUGUGGACACGUAUUAGAUGGCCUUUUUGGCUGUAUAGCUCAGAGGAUUGCUUACUGGAAAUCAUGCCCUAAGCAUUCGGUUCCAAGACAGAAAUGUGGGCGAAGUAUCUGAAAAGAUGAGCAGAGUCUUACCGGUGUUGCGGAUACCAGUUUUGCUUUAUGGAAUAGCUUGUAAAAUCAUUGUGGGGCAUUAUUUGUCCCUCUUAUAGAAAUGUAGUAUUCCAAAAGACCUUGCUACAUACAGUUAGGAGACCUAAAUAUCAAGUCCAUAUCAAUUUGUCUUUUCUCCUCUCUGUAGGAUCCAAAUCAGCCCCUUAACUUGAAGUUUUGCCAUGUCUGUCAAUUGGCUCUGGAAAUAGAGUAAAUGAUCAUGCACGUUGUUCUCCUAUCACUAUCCUUCCUACUGGAAGUUACUAGAAGGAUAUUGUGAUCCCACCUAAGUUCAUUAUUUUCACUAAGUGGAUGCCAUGCACUUAAAACUAGAAUUGUAGAAUUUAAAACUGCCCAAUAAUUUAGUUUCCUAGAAUAAUAAUUGAGACAUUUUUGUUCCUAGGCAUUUAGAAAGCACUGGAGCGAUAUUUAUGGUUCAGUCUAUUUUUAUCUUAUAUCCCAGCUGAUACGGAAGACAGCCUCAUGGUGUAGUUACUGUCACGGAGGAUCAAAAAAGUGCAAUUUACAUUUUUAAGUAUGGGUUGAAAGAGUUGAGUACAUUCUGUGAAUGUUGUAUCGGAGGGUAGUAAUCCUGAGACAACAGGUCACACAACCAGCAGUAUGCCCUGUGAUUGUGCCUGUAUACAUAUUGAGGGCAAACAUCUGACCAAGAGCAGCGCCUAACUGAGCACUUAAUACGAACAUCAACUGGCACAGUAGAAAUUGCACUGUCUUUACAGCAUAUUCUGUACAGUAACCGACUUAAACACUGCAUUUACCGUUCUUCUUGGUCAACCCUGUUUUUACUCUAGCAGUACACUGUAAAACGCCUACAAAUAUAGUAAGUAAAAUUGGAGCAGACUGCAAGGCUAAUUUAAUAUCAGUGUGGUGAUGUAAACUGUUAGAAAUAGGCUGUUAUGUGUAUAGCUGCCUCAGGAUUUCUAACACCAGUGCACCUUAUCAGAUGCUGAGCACGGUGCAAGCUUUUCAAUUCCAAGUCACUUACACUUAAAAUUCUUGACAAGCCAUAAAUGAGAUUUAAAACAAGCUUUAAAGUGGAAGUAAACCCGAUUUCAUGAAAUUUGACCUAAGCACAUAUAUCAGUAGUGUUUUAUUAUCUCUCUCCAAAGCCCUGAGUCCUGUGUGUUUCUGCUGUUUCGUUGCUCUGUUAUCAGCAUGAUCACUUCUGACAAGUUCUCUGUCAACCAAGAUAAAAACAGCCUGAAAAUUGUGUUAAGGAAGUUUGCUAUAAAUAGAUUAGCUCCUUCCUUCGCCUAUGUGGAGGGGGGAUGCCUGUCCUCCAAUCGGCUGUAUGCCAAAUAUCCACACAAUGCUGAACAGGAAGACAAAAUCUCUAACACAAUAUGCACUUUCUAAAGAAUAUAUAAAGCGGAAGACAGCAGACAUGCAUGUAAAACUUGGGGAGAUUUGUUUUAUCUCUGUGUAUCAUCUGAGGCUGUUCUCUUCACUGGAUGUAGUAGAGGGUUUACAUCCACUUUAAGUAACUUUUGUAGCUUUAGGCACUAUGGAGAAGUUCAUCCUGAAAGAUGAAAACAGAGACUGAAGUCAGGUUGCUGCCCUUUUCUAAAAAGCACCUGCUGUUUCUUUGCAUUAGAGGGCUUUCAACUUGCCAUGUUCCUGUUGCCAGAGGGAGCAACGAUGGUUUAAAAAAAAGUGUCAGUAUCUAAGAUGAGCUGCGAUUUCUGUGCCUCUCUUGUAAAUUUUAGAGAUUAUUUCUCUACAGUGCCUGCAGCUACAUGGGUCAGUCAUGGUUUUUAGAGCUCCUUUACUGCUUUUUAGGAAUACGGAAAUAUUUGCAUGUCUAAAGCCUGGCUACAUGUUCACUUUAAAAAAAAUUAAAGGUUACAUAUCACCUACAUGAUUGAAGAGCCUCCCAGAAUAUCACGGAAUGGGGAGCCCAUUGCAUCCAUACAUGGUGCAGAAAGAUACGUAGUACAGUAGCCUAUGGAAGCCUGUGGGUUACUGCUUAUCACUGCUGCUAACACCAUGUUACUAUCUUUUAAGGUCUGUAUGCAAUAUCCAAUUAACUAGCUUCCCUAUGAUAAUACAUAAUAUAGUCCAGCAAUAAGCACCAAGUAAAUGCUACAGAUAUGAUGCUAUAUAAAUGACCUGACCCACUAGACAUGCUUUUGAUGUAAACACACUCCCUUCCUCCGAUAGACGAAUGGACCCUGAUACAUGAAGUAUAAGCUCCCUGUUUAACCACUCACUAAGAGGUUGCUGCAUGUUGCCUUCACUCUUUUUGCCUCACUAUUAACACUGUUGCUGCCAGAAGGAUCCGUUUCUGACCUCAAUAGCUGCAAGCGUUUUAUGUGACAAAUGUCUAAUGAACAUUAAAUGAAAAUCGCUUCCUGAUUAAAUAUUUAUUUUUCCAGAGAUUCAUUUGUAAUUCUGAUAUUUCUGAUAUCAUUUUUCUUUUGCUGACUCUUUGGCUUUUUCCCAUAGCCCUUGUGCCCUUAUUCCUAUUUUUUAUUAACACAGAUCAUGGGACUGUAUAUUUCUGGGGUAUCAUGCCACCAGUGUGGUGGGCAUGGACUUCACUUACCUUUGUAGUAAUACAUUCAUGAUUAUGGCGUAAGAGCAUUUCCAGAGGUGGUGUAACUUUUUAUAAAUGUAUAUAUACAUAUUUAUAUGCAUUGAGGUGGGGCUGGGUGCAGUUGUUGCUGCUACAUAGGUGUAUAAACUCCUGCUCUCAUCUGCAGACAUUUGCACUUUUUGGUACGGAUUGCUCUCCACCAAUGAUGAUUAAAAAUCAUAUUGUUACUUUUAAACAUAA